CUGCGCAUCGGGCGGCCUCUUCCCACAUUCACGUGUCCGGAGGGGCGGGCUGCGGGUCUCCCUUUUUGGCGGCGGCGGCGGGAGAACAGAGUGCGACUGCGGGGGCCGGAGUCAUGGCAGGACAGGCAUUUAGAAAGUUUCUUCCCCUCUUUGACCGAGUAUUAGUCGAAAGGAGUGCAGCUGAAACUGUAACCAAAGGAGGCAUUAUGCUUCCAGAAAAAUCUCAAGGAAAAGUGUUGCAAGCAACAGUAGUAGCUGUUGGAUCAGGCUCAAAAGGAAAGGAUUUCUAUAAUUGGCCUGAUGAAUCAUUUGAUGAAAUGGACAGUACACUAGCUGUGCAGCAGUAUAUUCAACAGAACAUAAGAGCAGAUUGUUCCAAUAUUGACAAAAUUCUUGAACCACCUGAAGGCCAGGAUGAAGGUGUAUGGAAGUAUGAACAUUUAAGGCAAUUCUGUCUUGAACUAAAUGGACUUGCUGUUAAACUUCAGAGUGAAUGCCAUCCAGAUACAUGCACUCAAAUGACAGCAACUGAACAAUGGAUUUUUCUUUGUGCAGCUCAUAAAACUCCAAAAGAGUGUCCUGCUAUAGACUAUACUAGACACACACUUGAUGGUGCUGCAUGUCUUCUGAAUAGCAAUAAAUAUUUUCCCAGCAGGGUUAGUAUAAAGGAAUCAUCUGUAGCAAAACUAGGAUCAGUAUGCCGUAGGAUUUACAGAAUAUUUUCACAUGCUUAUUUUCAUCACCGGCAGAUAUUUGAUGAAUAUGAAAAUGAAACAUUUUUAUGUCAUCGGUUUACUAAAUUUGUGAUGAAAUAUAAUUUGAUGUCCAAGGAUAACCUGAUUGUACCAAUUUUAGAAGAGGAAGUUCAGAAUUCAGUUUCUGGGGAAAGUGAAGCAUGAAAGGAAUCAUAAGAGGAAAAUGUACUGAUCACAUAAUUAGCAUUAAUUAUGUACUGUAUAUAUAUAUCAUUUUAGACACUUCAAUCAUGUAUUCAUGUUAUAGCUUCUUUCUUUAGUAUAGGUUUUUGUAUGCUGUGUAUUGCCUUUUAAACUGGGAAAUACUUUUUAAGUUAUUCAUGAGCUGUAUAUUCACCGGUGUGGCACUCGAUGGUUUUUAAAUAAGUUUAGUAUUAUCUGUUUAUAAUGCCUGUUAAUAAAAGAAUUUACAGUUUGGUAAAAUUGCUGCUAAACAAUCAUUGGAUCACAAUCCUUAUCAAAUAAAUUCAUCUAUAAAAAGAUGAGUGAGCUUGAGAUUUCACACGAAGCCAUUUAUUGAAGAAAUAGCAAUCUUUUCUUUUAGUUUUACCCGAGUUUAGAUAUUCUGGCAAAUUCUGUAGUACAUAGUUCAGUCUUAACAGUUAACUUUUCAAAAGUGAGGUAAGUCUUAAAAUUCUGGUUGUAACUUUUAUCUACAUAAAUGAUCGUGUCUAUAAAAAUAUAAAUGCAAAUGAAGUAUUAGCAGUACUUGAUCUUAUUGUAUUAUAUAAAAUAUAUUCUAGACCAGCAUACUUAGAAAGGGUUUACCUUUCUGCCACAAUGAUCUGUUAACACAUUAGGUGAUGAUAAUGAUAAAGCACAUAAUUUAUAUUCCCACUUAUAUUAUAAACCUGCCCUGUGGUUCCCUUCUCAUAUUCCUUACCAUCCCUCCCCACCAAAUAUAUUAACUGAGAAGCUUUUCACCAGACUGUUUUAAUAGUGUCUUACACCUAUUUAUAUUUGUAUUAAUUGCUUACAGAUUAUACCUCAAUUAGCAAAUACAUUACACUACAGGAGAAAUGUUUUGGUAUAGGGUCUUGCUUAUCUUUGUUUUGCAAAAUUAUCCUAACUCCUUGGAAAAUAAUUUUAAAUAUAGCUUAACUCUAUUAAUAGUUUUCAUCUAACCAUCUAGAUAGCAUUUAAAUAGAGUUGAAAAAUUGUAUUUAUUUUAUACCCUCUCACCACAAAGUUUGUUUGAAUUAUAUGUAGAUAUUAGGUGGCUUUUGUUUUGUUUUUGGUAAUAGUAUAUAGGUUGACAGUCAUACCACUUUUGGACUUUGUUGUAACUCAGUAUCAUAAAAAAAUUCAGCUGCAAAUUUUACCAUCUUACAAUCUGCUGAAUGCAAUUUUUAACAAAGUAUUGGAGCUCUUAUCGCUAAUCUGCUUGUAAUGAGGCACUAAGAUAGGGUAAAAUAAAUGUACGUGUUAAGAAGAAAAUAUUUAAAUCUGUCUCUAGAAAAUUAAGUAAACAUAAGGAACUUUUACAUUUAAAGAGGUCAUUUUUAAGUGAAGAUAAUUCAUCUUGAUUUCUUUUUUCAAAUUUGAGUAGAUAAUUUAUACCAUUUUACGAUACAGCUGUGUAGCAAUAAUGUGGGAAAUAGCAUACUGAGAGUGUAUAUACGUUCAUAUCUUUCCAGGCCUGCAAGUUUAUUUGACUUGAACAGUGCUAUCCCAGCAGCCAGUCGUUUCCCAUCCUACAAGUAUUUUAUAAGAAGUCUUAUGUUCACAGUGAAAGGAAUGUUGACUUUGAAAUUAUGCAUUUAUAUUAAUGUCAUUAUAUAUACCAAUGGGUAUAGUAAUUUUUAUGCAAACUUGCUAAAUAUUGAGAGACUAAACAACUAAGUUAAUAAAUUAUGUAUAGCAAUGUAGGUGUUCUCUCUGGUGUCUCACAAUGGAUUUCUGUUGCUUAACUAUUAGUGAGCAUUUAAACUACAAUAGUAGCUAAGAUUGAUGAUGUAGCUAGUAUUUUAAAACAUAUUUU
Condylura cristata (star-nosed mole) is the source of this 2736-nucleotide messenger RNA. Its product is annotated as 10 kDa heat shock protein, mitochondrial. The record is from RefSeq and is a predicted model, not a curated record. Lineage: Eukaryota; Metazoa; Chordata; Mammalia; Eulipotyphla; Talpidae. Gene Ontology annotation, molecular function: protein-folding chaperone binding; protein folding chaperone; metal ion binding. The transcript has 9 exons. The coding region runs from base 114 to 899 and encodes 261 amino acids. Gene Ontology annotation, cellular component: mitochondrial matrix; cytoplasm.